AAGAGAGCCAUGGACUCGGCCCACCGAGCCGCCCUGCUCGCGGCCUCCUGCCUCCACACGCCGGUAGACCCGCGCACCAGGGCACCGGUCGCGCUUUACGAGAGGGAGACCGGAAGGGCCGCGCCGGGGGGCGGCGAGCGGCAGGAUAGUUUGAGUCCUGAGAGACAGCAGCGUUCUACUGGGCAUGCCGAUUGCAGAGACUGGAUAGACCUCUCCAAAAUGUACCUUUCAAAUCAAGAAUAUUAUUUAAAGCUGGAAGAGCUUAAGUACGCUCACCUGGAGACCAUGGCAAAAUUGGAAAACAUGUAUCGGAAUAAACUGUAUCUAAAAGAUGUUCAACCUUUAACAAAUGAGGAUGUGACCCAUAGUAUGAAUGACAGAUCUUGGGAGCCAAGCCCUUUUCAACCUCAGAAUAUGUGUAAAUCAUUUUCCGAGUCUGAUUUGAACAAUUCUUUUCAUUCAGAUUUAUCUCAUAUAUCUGAUAAAGCAUUAGAGUUAGAAGAAAAUGACAUUGAAGACAGAUCACUAACAUUUGGUAAGGAGCAAGCUGAAAAUUCAUGGGAUGGGUCGUCUUUGGAGGACUAUUCUCACUGCAACCAAAGUAUUUUAUCCAAAUUACAGACUUUGAGGAAGAGCAGGAGGAAGAAAAAAAAGUGGUCCCCAAAGAUCACAAUACCUGAGCCUUUUCAGAUGACUAUCAGAGAAGCCAAGAUAAAACAACUGAACAUAAAGUCAAAGUCACUGAUUGAACUGGAAAAUAACUUGCUGAAGAAAGAAUUGGAGGAGGAAGCAGAAUGUCAAAAGAAAUUCCGAGCCAAUCCAGUGCCUGCUUAUGUCUUUGUCCCUCUCUAUCAUGAUAUUAUGCAGCAAAAUGAAGAACGUAGAAAGUCACUAAGAGAGAGGAGGCAAGCGGUCCUUCUAGCUACACAAAAGCCAUUUCAGUUUAUUGAGCGGGAAGCACAAAAGAAAGAAAUGAAGAAAAUGCAGUUGAAGGACGUUUCUUCACCAGAAAAGAAAGCAAAAGUAUUCAAAGCAAAGCCAGUUCCUAAAUUUGUUUAUAGUUCAGAAAUUAAUGAGAAGCUAAAGGAAGAAGAGCUUUAUAGAGAUAUUAGAAUUCAGAUGAGAUCAGAAGAGCUUCUGCGCAAUUCGUCUCUCCCUAACAGCAGGUUAGGAAACAGAGGCAUUAAUAAGAAUGGGCAGCAAAAUCAUCUUGAGCUUACUAAAGAAGUGGAACACAAACCAAAGACAAAAGCCAAGGUCCCAGAUUUUGAAAUUUUACAUCAAAAAUUCCUGAAGCGGCUUCAGAGACAGAAGAAUGUGAAACACAUUACAGCCUGCGAACCCUUCAACCUCUGUACACCAAAUAUAGCAUCCAACAAAGAGAAAAUUCUUGAGGACAUUCAAAUGGAUGAAGAACAAUUAAAGGAAACACGCUGGCCCUAUGCUUCUUCAAGAGCCAAGCCUCAAAUGAGGUCUUUGAAUGCAAAUUCAUCUCCUUCAGGCUGUGAAGAAUCUGUAUCUCCAAGAAUUACAGAAUCUACAAGACGACGACUACAAGCAGUCAGGGAGUCAGCUGAGGAAAAAAGGAAGGUAGAAGAAGAGAAGAAGAAAAAUAGAACAAAACAAAAAGAAAGAGCAAGAAAGCUACAGAGACUUAUAUACACCCGGGCUGAGGCAAAUGAUCCCCAUCAAAGUCUAGCUCAGAUGCAUAAAUCGAAGUUUAAAAUACUCAGGAAACAUGAAAAGCAGAGAAUGAAAGAAUAUCUCCAGGAGCUGGAAGAAAUGGAAGAAAGGGUGAAAAAGAGGCCACUGUUGUUGGAACAAGCUACACAGAAAAAUGCACGCAUAGCAGCCGAGAAGCAUUACUCUGAUAUUCUCCGAGAGAUGGGACUAUGUGAAGAGUUUGUUUCAAAGAAAGGUGAAACAGCUACAGAGAUGCUUUUGCAGGACCAUUCCAGUGGAGGCUCUGACAUUUUGACAGCAGACGGCGAAAGUGAUCAUGAAAAUGAAGCGGGAGAUAGAGAAUCUGAGAGAGAAUGGGAGAGGUCACAACUCCAUUCUGCCCAGUCCUGUGGAGAGGAGGAGGAGGAUGAUGAGGAGAAUGUGGAAGCCUCUGAAGAGGAGGUGGACAUGGAGACUCAGCCAGAUCACGAUGGCCAGGAUGCUCCUGAGUAUGACAGUGAAAACAAUGAACAAAGUGCCACAGAAAAAUCCAGUGAUGAUGAAGGCUAAUUGAAAUACAUGGCUGCUUCCAUGUUGCGUG
Lacerta agilis (Sand lizard) is the source of this 2263-nucleotide messenger RNA. Its product is annotated as protein FAM161A-like. Bases 10 to 2232 code for a protein of 740 amino acids. NCBI's taxonomy places the organism in Eukaryota, Metazoa, Chordata, Lepidosauria, Squamata, Lacertidae. The transcript is spliced from 7 exons. Gene Ontology annotation, cellular component: photoreceptor connecting cilium; cilium; ciliary basal body. Gene Ontology annotation, biological process: cilium organization. The record is from RefSeq and is a predicted model, not a curated record.